This is a messenger RNA of Exophiala xenobiotica, 2836 nucleotides long. RefSeq lists its product as uncharacterized. Bases 161 to 2668 code for a protein of 835 amino acids. NCBI's taxonomy places the organism in Eukaryota, Fungi, Ascomycota, Eurotiomycetes, Chaetothyriales, Herpotrichiellaceae. Gene Ontology annotation, cellular component: endosome. The record is from RefSeq and is a predicted model, not a curated record. Gene Ontology annotation, molecular function: protein binding. The transcript has a single exon.
UGCACGUGAUUUCUGUCUACAAAAAGGCUGACGUCAUUACAAGGCUGAGACUUUGUGCCCAUCCACCAUCACAGCCUUGACGCCAACUUGCGCUUUCUUUCUGAUCAAUGUGUGUAUAGCUGCUAACGUGGCAUACUCACAGCUCCCACAUCCCACCACCAUGGCGGCGAAUGUCCUUGAAAUCCCUUUCCGGCGAACGCACUCGGUCGAUCUCUCCUCCGCCAUCAAACAAUACAUUUCCAGUAAAUAUGACCAGUCCCCAGGCAUGUUCGCAGAUGACCUUCGAGAAAUCGACCGCCUUCGUUCCGAUGCCAUCAGUGUCCAAGAACCUCACAUUAGCGGGAUCCGAAGGUUGGCCGUCUACGCUGCACAGCUACGCUAUCUGAGCGGGAAGUUUCCGAUAGAUAUUGGCGUGGACUUCCCCUGGUACCCUGCCAUUGGUUAUGACAAGGACAAGCCGGUGCUACAAAACAAUUUGAGAUUCGAGUUGGCGAAUAUACUGUUCAACUUGGCCGCCCUAUACUCACAGCUGUCUGUACGGACGAAUUGGACCACUAUCGAUGGACUCAAGCAGGCCGCUGAAUAUGGAAUUGCAGCAGCCGGAGUACUCGCCUUCAUGCGCAAAGAGAUCAUGCCAGACAUGCGAUCCUCUCCUCCAGAAGAUAUGGAUGACGUGACAUUGGACAGCUUACAGAACCUGUGUCUGGCCCAGGCCCAGGAAUGCUUUUGGCAAAUAACGGUCAAGAAGAACAUGUCGGACGGAACGAUUGCCAAACUGGCAGCAAAGGUGUCGGACUACUAUAUUAUGGCAGCAGAUGCAGGUCGUCAGUCAAGGUCUGUCAGCAGCGAGUGGAUACAUCACAUGCAAGCGAAACAUCACCACUUCGCGGCCGCUGCUCAGUACAGGCAAUCGAGAUAUUGCCUACAGAACAAGCAGUAUGGCGAGGAGAUUGCUCGACUAAAAGACAGCAUUGUCUGCGUCAAUGAGGGAUUGCAAGAAGCGCGGUGGAUCAGUGCGACUGUUGUCGGUGAUCUCAGCGGUCUCAGGACCAGAGUGCAAGCGGAUUUGAAGAGAGCGGAAAAAGACAACGACGUCAUCUAUCUACACGCAGUCACGCCAAAGUCAGAGCUCAGAAUCCUAGACCGCACAAAUAUGGUUGCCCCAAAGACACCAGCAGAUGUAGCCGAUGGGAUUUCGCUCCUUGGCGAAGGGCAGCCAUUUGGCAAGCCGUUGUUCGACAAACUUGUGCCUUAUGCUGUACAUCAAGCAGCCUCAAUAUAUGAGGACCGACGAGAUCGCUUACUCAACCAAUCCAUUAUAGCUGAUCUGGAGGCCAUGACUGCCAGACUUCGGGAAGUCCUCCAAUCCCUCGACUUACCCGGCUCCUUACAGGCCUUGGAGAAACCUUUGGGGCUGCCGGGAAGUCUAGUAUCAAAGGCGGAGGAGCUCCGCCAGCAAGAUGCCUUAUAUCGCAUAAAACGAUCAAUGGAGGACACCACGAAGCUCAAGACGAACGAUCUUACAAUCUACCAGGAAGGAAUGUCACUCCUAGAAGCAGAGAAAGCCGAGGACGACAGAGCUCGCGCGAGAUAUGGUACAGAGAGGUGGAGCCGGCAACCUUCAGAAAUCGCUUUGGCCAAGUUGUACCAGAGUUCAAAAGAACUUCAAACCUACCUCAACUCAGCGGCCUCGAGCGACAACCUCGUGGAAGCAAAGUUCCGCGAGAACGAACACAUUCUGAAGACUUUGAGUGGCACGAAUCCUGAUCUUGAGCGGUUUGUGCCUUCGUCGAGGCAAGUAGAGAUGACACCUGCGAUCGACCAAGCUGCAUCACGGCUAAGGACUUGUCUCAACGAGGUCUCUCGGCUAGAAACGAGGCGGAAGAACCGGAUCAACGCAUUACGAGAAAAAGCAAAAGCUGACGACAUCGGCCCAGCUCUACUCGCUGAGGCAGCACGAUUAGAGCGCGAAUACCCCAUGCAGAAGAUCGAACCAAAUCAAUUUGAGGCUCUCUUCGAUAGAAGGCUUCAGACAUAUGAAUCCGACCGAGAUAUCCUUGCCGCCGAGCAAGAAGAACAAGAUCAAAUUGUCGCACGCUUGCGCGAGGCCAACAAAGCAUUCCUUGACGCUAGGCGAGGUGAUACCAGCACACGCGAUCGGCAGAAAGCCCUACAAGCACUGGAUACAGGUUAUGCCAAGUACAAGGAGCUGGUCAGUAAUCUCGAGACGGGGCGGAAAUUCUACAACGAUCUGGCAGGGCACGUGACGCGCUUCAGGGAGAAUUGUAAAGCACAAGUCAACGAGCGACGGGUGGAGGCGAGUCAACUCGAAGCGGAACUCACUGGACAGGACAUGGGCCGGUUGAACCUUGAAGAGACGAGAAGGGAGUUGACGAGCCAGAGUCAAAGCCAGGGGCCGCAGACUAGGAGCAAGGAUCCGGCUCCCACACCGCAGCGACAAGAUGGGAUCACAGCGCCGGUGCCGACGAGGAGUCAUCAUCCACCGCCAGCAGGAGUCAUGCCUUCAACGGCACCUGUGCCUGUAAACGUCGCAGGCGGGACCAUUGCGGGAGGGGGAGUCUGGAGGCCGGAUAUGGGUAUCAGGUUUGGUGGUGCUCCGGCAAAUCAGCCUGGACAGGCUGGAUAUCCUGUUCCACGACGACCGUAGUGCGGUGUUGGAUGAUUCAUGAAUAGUUGGCACGUAGGUUCGUAGCGUGGCGUAAAAGGCAGCGAUCGCAUACCAGCAAGGCCACACCGUGUUUGAAGUCGUAACGAGACAAGGUUAAGAACUUUGACGAGAUCGAAGGAGCAAUCAAUCGCCCAGUUCGAUUUUGAA